AUGUCUCAGGAAGUUGACUGGUUACAUAGCCAAGCAGGUGUGUGUAAAGUAGACCUCUACAACCCUGAUGAACAGAAGGACCAGGACCGGAAAGUGAUCUGUUUUGUAGAUGUCUCCAGCCUGAAUGUAAAGGGCAAAGAUUCAAAAGCAAAGAAAGCUGCUAGCCAGUACAGUAACAUCUCUGAACCUUCAAAUGAACUUGAUCUGGGCAAUCUGGAGGAAAAAGAAGUCAUUGUAAUAAAGGACAACGAGAAGCAAAAUCAUUCUAAAACUGAAGGAGCAGUAUGUCUUUUCAAACAAGGUUCAACUGAUGAACUCAGCGUUGUGAGCUGGCUCAACAAUGACCUUCAGAAAUAUGCAGCUGGACUCCAGCAUGCACUGACCCCUUCAGAUACCCCUCAGAAACACAAAGACAGCAACACCUUCGUUGAAUCAUCGUUGUCCCAGAACAGUGACACAUCUUUAAAGUCUGCCGGUGCCCAAAAGGGAAAGAGAGAUCCAGAUAAUGUUUCAUGCUAUGUAAAUAAGCUCUGUUCUUUGGUUUUUCAAAUGGCACGUAAAGAGAUCGCAGAUAAAUUGGAAGGUGCUGCCAGUAAGUGUAUACACCAAGUAAUUCAUGAAAAUAACAAUCCCCCUGGUUCUGUGAACAAAACUUCAUCACAAACAGUGAAUGAAUCCACUGCAGCAAGCACACAGAAACCGCAGGGUAAACUACCAUCCCCCAGGCCAUCUCAAGAAAAGACUACCAAGAAGGAAGAUACUCCAGGUUCUAAGAGAACAUCACUCUUCUAUGGUGAGAUGUCUAAUCAAAGUGGCUGUAGACAGGGGGAAAAGUCUGGAGAUAAACAAAUGUGUCAGCAAGUAAAACAGUCUGGGCAGGAUGAUUCUGGUACUUCUGUGAGCAAGGGGUUAGUGGUUUAUGCAAAUCAGGUUGCUUCAGACAUGAUGUUCUCAUUUAUGAAGACCAUGAAAGUUCAAAGGAAGGAUGGUAAGACACUCCCAGCUUGUGUAGUUUUGAAGAGAGUAAUCCUCAAACACACCAAAGACAUCAUAUCAGACUUGAUAGACUCAACCAUGAAAAAUCUGCAUAAUGUCACAGGGGUGCUCAUGACAGACUCUGACUUUGCUUCAACAGUGAAGAAGAAUCUAUAUAACAUGGGAAGCCAGAAAUCUAUUGAAAUUUUGGAAGUAAUGGUAAGACGGCUGUAUAAUGUCCUUGUAGCAGAGCAAAACGAUAAGGGACAGUCCAAGUCUCACAGUCUAGCAUAUUCCAUACUGAAAACGGCAUUCCCAUCAGACUCAAAAUCUCAAAGAAUGCAGUUUGCAACACUGAAAACUCAAACACAAAAGAAGGAUAGGGAAAAACCAAAGCCAAAGAUGUAUACCUGUGCUGAGAAACCAGAAAAGGUCAGCACCUCAAUAGAGUCACUAGCAAAAGACCUCACUGUGACAGCAUUAAUGUUGAUACAACAGCACUUAAUCCAACAGACAAACAGUGGCAGAGAUUCAACCGCUCAUGAUUCGGGCACUUCUUCACUUGGGUUUGUUUCUCGUGAAUCUCAUUUUGAAAAGGCUGGGAAAAGCCAAAGCUCCAAGUCUCUUGCAAUGGCUGCUGGGUCAAGGAAUAUUCCCCAAGAGCUCAACUCCCAAAAGGAUGAUAUAUCAAGUAUCCUCUUAUCCAUCAUCCAGAAGGUCUUACGUGAGGCCGGUUUCAAUAUAGAUGACAAUUCCAGUGAGACAAACAAGAGUUUUAAACAGGUUGCCACUACUGAUAGUGAGUCCAGCAAAAAGGCCUUAUCUACACAGCCCAGUUCAGCCAUAGAUCAGUUUGACAACAUGGAUCAGGUAAACAAGAAAUUUAUUGACCAACUGGUGGAAUCUGUGAUGAACUUGUGUUUAUUCAUGACUAAAUGCAACAAUUCCGAUUUAGCGAUAGGUGACCUAUCAGAUGAGCAAAAUGCAGCUGGUGCCUCAUUCUCAAGAAACAAAUCCACAGCUUUUGAUAAAGAAGGGUCAAGGGAAGCUUCACAAGUGAAGUCAAGUGGAAAACAGCUAUCAGAUUUAUCAUCCGGUUCUGAAGUGAUAGUGAACAACCAGAAUACCAACAGCAGCACACAGAACAAGGAGCUCCAGGCUAUCCUCCAGUGGAUGGCUGCUUCCCACUUCAAUGUGCCCAAUCUGUCAUUCAUGAAUGAAGAGGAAGGGAAUUUGAAAAAGCUUCCUCUGUUGGCUGAAAAAGCAGCAAAGAAGGGCUGCAGCGUGGGGGAUAUUAUCCAGGAGGUAAUGAGGUACUUUGAAAAACAACAGAUUGAUGCCGCUGUGGGAAACGUGUCUUGUUAUGGAUUGUUGGACUGGCUGCUUGCUAACCUGUGA
This is a messenger RNA of Chelonia mydas (Green sea turtle), 2373 nucleotides long. RefSeq names its product A-kinase anchor protein 4. Gene Ontology annotation, molecular function: protein kinase A binding. NCBI's taxonomy places the organism in Eukaryota, Metazoa, Chordata, Testudines, Cheloniidae. Gene Ontology annotation, biological process: intracellular protein localization. Gene Ontology annotation, cellular component: sperm principal piece; cytoplasm; sperm fibrous sheath. The coding region runs from base 1 to 2373 and encodes 790 amino acids. The record is from RefSeq and is a predicted model, not a curated record. The transcript is spliced from 2 exons.